Molecule: messenger RNA, 2019 nt
Organism: Harmonia axyridis
Lineage: Eukaryota; Metazoa; Arthropoda; Insecta; Coleoptera; Coccinellidae
Gene: Rm62
Product: ATP-dependent RNA helicase p62-like
Exons: 8
Coding region: 204-1868 (554 amino acids)
Cellular component (GO): cytoplasm; ribonucleoprotein complex; nucleus
Molecular function (GO): RNA helicase activity; RNA binding; ATP binding
Source: RefSeq, a predicted model, not a curated record
UACUACUAGUCGUGCAGAAACGAAUACUUCAACAUGCAACUGUUCUUUCCAAGCUAAACCAUCUCGUGGUCAAGACUUGUUAAGUGCGAAACAAGUUGUCAACUGUUCUCCAAGAUUAUUCAUAUUUUCUUAAGAAAUUGAUACAGAUUCAGAAAAUUCAGAAAUUCUCCAAUAUCUGUCAUUACAAACAGUAGACAUUGACAAUGGCAGUAUUCAGCAUGUGGGUCAAAAGGGCACCCAGCCGCUUAUUACCAUGUUUAUCAAGUUUGUCUUACAAACAAAACGGAAGUUCCUACAAAUCCAACGGGUUUAGUAGCCAAAGAAAUGGAUACGACAAUAAGAGUAGUUACGAUAGUGGCAAAUACCAAAGAAACGGUUUUGGAGGUCAAAGAAGCGGUGGUUAUGGAGGCCAAAGGAACGGAUUUGGAAAUAAGGGUGGUUGGAAUGACCAGAAUAGUCUUCAGACCAUCAAUUGGGAAUCCAAGAGCUUGAUGCCAUUUGAAAAAAAUUUUUAUGAACCUCACCCUAAUGUGAAAAAACGUUCAGAAUAUGAAGUAGAGCAAUAUCGUCAAUCUAACGAAAUAACUAUUGAUGGAGAUGCUCCUAGUCCAAUUCAAAAUUUCGAUGAAACAAAUUUUCCUGAUUAUGUUAUGGAUCAAAUCAAAUCACAGGGUUAUGAAAAACCUACUUGUAUUCAAGCUCAAGGUUGGCCUCUUGCUUUGAGUGGAAAAAAUAUGGUCGGUAUUGCCCAAACAGGUUCUGGUAAAACACUGGCAUACAUUUUACCAGCAAUAGUUCAUAUCAACAACCAGCAACCUCUAUCUAGGGGAGAUGGUCCUAUUGCUUUAGUUCUCGCGCCUACCCGUGAAUUGGCUCAACAAAUUCAACAGGUGGCAAACGAGUUUGGUCACUCUACUUAUGUACGUAACACUUGCGUCUUUGGUGGAGCGCCAAAAGGACCCCAAGCUCGUGAUUUAGAACGCGGUGUUGAAAUUGUUAUAGCUACUCCUGGAAGGCUUAUCGAUUUCUUAGAAAAAGGCACUACUAAUUUACAAAGAUGUACUUACUUGGUUUUGGACGAGGCUGAUCGUAUGCUUGACAUGGGUUUUGAACCCCAAAUUCGUAAAAUUCUUGGUCAAAUUAGACCUGAUAGGCAAACCUUGAUGUGGUCCGCCACAUGGCCUAAAGAAGUGAAAAGGCUAGCACAAGAUUUUCUCAGCGAUUAUGUACAAAUCAACAUUGGAUCUCUUCAGCUUUCCGCCAAUCACAACAUUCUUCAGAUAGUGGAUGUGUGUGGAGAAAACGAGAAAGAAUUCAAAUUGAACACGCUCCUCCAAGAAAUUGGUGACAACGUAGAUAGGGACUCAAAAGUUAUCAUAUUUGUUGAAACAAAACGUAAAGUAGAAGACAUUACUAGAACUAUUAGGAAAUUUGGAUGGCCUGCAGUUUGUAUGCAUGGUGACAAGAGCCAACAAGAAAGAGAUUAUGUUUUAAGGCAAUUUAGGAAUGGAAAAUCGACCAUCUUGGUAGCUACAGAUGUUGCUGCUAGGGGUUUAGAUGUUGAUGGCAUUAAAUUCGUCAUCAAUUACGAUUAUCCAAAUUCGUCUGAAGACUACAUACACAGAAUUGGUAGAACAGGUCGUUCAAACACAACAGGAACAUCAUAUGCAUUCUUCACACCAAAUAACUCGAAACAAGCUAAGGAUCUCGUUUCUGUACUCAAGGAAGCCAACCAGGUCGUGAACCCUAAAUUGGAAGAUAUGGCUAAGCGAUCAGGUGGUUAUGGCGGUGGUAACAACAGGUGGGGUGGAUUCAGAGGGUCUUAUAGAGGAGGAAGGGACAGUCAACCCAAACGUAUGAAAUGGUGAAAAGUAAUUUCUAAUGAUCUGACAGUAUUUCAAGAUGCAUUCCAAUGUGCGUCACAUAGUUUAUUUAUUUAAGACCUUAUUGUGAUACACAAACUCUCAACCCAACUUGUACAUAUCUGUUUUUAUGUGAAUAAAAAAAUAUCAAUGUAAA